AUGUCAAAGAACAAUCCAGACCCGAGUAUUACCACAGAAGUCGAACUGGGCAAGACGGAUACCUCGCAUGUUGAAUUUCCCAUCAACUCGAACCUCGAUGAGAAACAACGUCGCAAGCUGAAAUGGAAGCUCGACUGGUUCAUCUUGCCGCUCAUUUCAGCCGUCUACUUCUUUGGCUCUAUGGAUCGCUCUGAUUUGGCAAAUGCUCUAAUUGCCGGCUUGGAAGACGAACUACAGCUUACACCACAAGAUUACUCAAAUGCUUCCUCCAUGUUUUUGGUGUCUUAUGUUGUGUUCCAGCUACCGGGAACGUUGUUGAUCAAGAAAAUACGAGCACCAGUACAGUUUUGCGGCGCAAUGAUACUUUGGGGUUUAUUCACAGUUCUCACGGUUCUAGUCAAAACCAGCGGUCAAUUGAUAGCCAUGCGAUUCCUCAUCGGAGCUGCAGAAGCCUUUGUACAAGGCGGUGCAUUCUAUCUUUCAUUUUGGUACGAAUACCACGAGCUUGCCACCCGGAGCGCAGUUUUCUUUUCGACCUCAACCCUCGCUGGUGCCUUCAAUGGAUUACUUGCCUACGGAAUCAGCAAGAACUUGGACGGAACAAAUGGAUGGAGAGCUUGGAAAUGGAUCUUUUUGAUUGAAGGAGUCCUGCCGAUCGGGUUCGCCUUUGUCGUUCUCUUCCUUCUUCCAGCUUCGCCUUCAGAAGUUCGCUACGGCUUCAGUGAGGUGGAGAAAGAAGAGUUGGUUCAAAGAAGCGAGCGAGCCCACAACUCAUCCGAAGCGCGCCUCCAACCAAAGAAAAUCUUGAAGCUAUUGAUGAGCAUUCACUUUUGGCUAUUUACUGCUUUAUACUGCGUUUCUCUUUUCACAAUAUCCUCCUUGUCCAACUUCCUACCUGCACUUGUUCGUGGCUUCGGAUACAGCUCAAUCGGAGCUCAAUUGUUCACAGUGAUUGUAUACGUCUGCGCUUGCUUGGGCAUUCUAUUCUUCUCCAGGAUUGCAGAUAAGACAAAUGCCCGCGGCCUCACGGUUGCAAUCUCCUCGAUCGGGGGGAUUGUAGGGUAUGCAAUGCUGAUUGGACUCGAAAAUCGUGAUGCUAGAUUUGCCGCCACUUGCCUAGUGGCAUUUUGCAUGUUUUCCAAAGUCGUUUUAGUUCUGUCCUGGGCGGCCAUGAACUUUAUCGGUUAUACAAGAAGAGGUGCCGCUUUAGCUUUGUUCAACAUGUUUGCACAGUCGUUCUCGAUAGCAGGCAACCAACUUUACACCGACCCACCGUACUACAAAAAGGGAAAUGCAGCGUCAUUGGGAAUGUCAAUUGCAGUGGUCGUGAUAUCUCUAAUUCUUCGAUGGUAUCUUGGGUAUAUGAAUGACAAGAAGAAGCGCGUACAAUUCUUGGAGGAGAGCUCUGCUUCCAGGCAACAAAGUCUAGAAGAGAUUGGAGACACACAUCCAGACUUCUUUUAUACGACAUGA
Messenger RNA from Trichoderma aggressivum f. europaeum, 1473 nucleotides. RefSeq lists its product as uncharacterized. The record is from RefSeq and is a predicted model, not a curated record. The coding region runs from base 1 to 1473 and encodes 490 amino acids. Gene Ontology annotation, biological process: transmembrane transport. The transcript has 8 exons. Lineage: Eukaryota; Fungi; Ascomycota; Sordariomycetes; Hypocreales; Hypocreaceae. Gene Ontology annotation, cellular component: membrane. Gene Ontology annotation, molecular function: transmembrane transporter activity.